CUAUCAACCUUCUUCUUUCUUCUCACCGAACGUGUCUGAAGUCUAAACCCCAAAAUCCACCAAACUCCCACGUGUCAUAAAUUCCUCCCACCUCACCUCCUUCGUCUUCCUCCUCCUCCACCCCGAACCGAUCCCGUCAUCUCACUCCUCUUUCGCAUCAACAACCAACAACAACAACAACCACUGAAGUACCAAAAUGCCCCGCCACAAAUUCUCCAUUUUCACUCAUCAAGCCCUCAGAUUCUUCUCCACCCAGCGGACCCAUCUCCAGAAUGUGGGACCCCUCUCCUCCCGGCUCAAUUCCCGGUCUAUUAUCCGGUUCACCGGUCCAGACUCUGUGAAAUUCCUGCAGGGUAUGCUCACCAACGAUGUCCGACAGUUCGGUGAACCGGUUGAUGACAAAGUGUCGAAUUUGUCGUCGUCCAAUAUGCCGACGGUCGGAACUUUGCCUGUUUACGCCGCGAUGCUGACCCCACAAGGCCGGUUUUUGUACGAUUUUUUCCUGUACAGGCCACCCCGGCUCGACACGAAACUUGACCGGACCGGGUCUGGCCCUGGCCCGAGUCCUGAUGAGAUGGAGUUGUUCGCGGAUGUUGAUGCGUCGAUGGUGGAUGAGCUAAUUGAGACCCUUAAGAGAUACCGGUUGAGGUCUAAGGUUGACAUUGACCACAUGGGAGAUAAAUUCUGUUGUUGGCAGCGUUAUGGUGGGGAGUUGUCUGAAAAAUCUUUGUCUGUUGAAGAACCAGAGGUUGCUGGUGUUGGUUAUGGUGGGAGUAUUGAUAGCUCAUCUAUGUCAUCUUCACAAGGGGGUGAAUGUGGGUGGCAGUGGUUCAAGGAUCCUAGGUUGGAUUGUCUUGGCUUUAGAGGAAUAUUUCCCUCCGGGAGUCCGCCUCCGUUGGUUGAGGCAGACAAAGAAGCUGCUGAAGAAAAUUAUCAACUAUGGAGAUUAGAGAAAGGGGUUGCAGAAGGUCCAAAUGAGAUCCCGAAAGGUGAGGCUAUUCCUCUAGAAUUCAACCUUGCAGGUUUAAAUGCAAUAAGUUUUGACAAGGGGUGUUAUGUGGGGCAAGAAUUAGUUGCUCGAACACACCAUCGAGGUGUCAUCCGAAAACGUGUACUUCCUUUGAAGUUUGUUGAUGAUAAUGGGAAAGAAGUAGAGCAGAAAGUCGCUCCUGGGUCAGUAGUGGUAGAUGGAUCAUCAGGCAAGAAGGUUGGGGCUGUGACUACCGCACUCGGGUCUCGUGGACUUGGUCUUCUUCGUUUGGAGGAAGCCUUCAAAGGGCCUAAUGCUCUUGCUAUACAAGGAAAUGAGGAUGUGAAGGUGGUUGCUGUUAGACCCAACUGGUGGCCCGCUGAGUGGUUUCUUGAUGAUACUGCUUGAGUUUUCUGGUGUUCAUCGACUUUUUUCCAAGUGUCGUGGAUUCCUUUUCUGUAAACAGUUACGCAGCUUCCUCCUACAAGGCUUAGCUAAGCUGGUGUUGGUCGAAAUAAAGAGGCUGUUUUUUGUUUUACUUAAAAGAUUACUGAUACCAUAGGGAGAAUAGAUAGAACUUAGGCUAACAAAAUGUAGUCCUUGUUGUUGGAGGAUAUAUAAAAAUGUAGUCCUCAUUUGUUAUCUUUGCCACUAAACAAGACAUUUUGCCUUCCCUUUUAACUGCAGUUUCAAAUUUGCACCUUCUUUGUGAUCA
Molecule: messenger RNA, 1685 nt
Organism: Spinacia oleracea (spinach)
Lineage: Eukaryota; Viridiplantae; Streptophyta; Magnoliopsida; Caryophyllales; Amaranthaceae
Product: putative transferase At4g12130, mitochondrial
Exons: 5
Coding region: 197-1378 (393 amino acids)
Biological process (GO): iron-sulfur cluster assembly
Cellular component (GO): mitochondrial matrix
Molecular function (GO): protein binding
Source: RefSeq, a predicted model, not a curated record